AUGGCUAUGGUCAAUGAUGCUUUGCCUGCGAUCAGGGAAACUCUCGACAAGUAUGUCCUGUGUGAUAUUUACAAUAUGGACGAAACAGGGCUCUUUUACCGCAUGCAGGGGAGGAAAAACCCUCUCGUCAGUAAACCUUGGGGGAAUGCGCUGAACGGAUUGCUCCCUACAACGAAAAAGCCAACAGUGUCCACUUGA
This is a messenger RNA of Plasmopara halstedii, 198 nucleotides long. Its product is annotated as TRANSPOSON. The transcript is spliced from 2 exons. The record is from RefSeq and is a predicted model, not a curated record. Lineage: Eukaryota; Oomycota; Peronosporomycetes; Peronosporales; Peronosporaceae. Bases 1 to 198 code for a protein of 65 amino acids.